Microcebus murinus (gray mouse lemur) is the source of this 1108-nucleotide messenger RNA. RefSeq names its product VPS29 retromer complex component (gene VPS29). Gene Ontology annotation, biological process: retrograde transport, endosome to Golgi. Gene Ontology annotation, cellular component: retromer complex. Lineage: Eukaryota; Metazoa; Chordata; Mammalia; Primates; Cheirogaleidae. The record is from RefSeq and is a predicted model, not a curated record.
ACGGCGGGGAAGGGCCUGUGAGGGCCUCCGUAGGACAGUUUUCUGUCGACUUGGCUUUUCAUUGGUUGUGGGUGGAGUGGGCGGGACGCCUAGGAGCCUGAGGAAGAGGGCAGCGGCGGUUGUGGUGACUGAGCUGAGCCCGGUGACAGGAUGGCUGGGCACAGAUUGGUGUUGGUAUUAGGAGAUCUGCACAUCCCACACCGGUGCAACAGUUUGCCAGCUAAAUUCAAAAAACUUCUGGUGCCAGGAAAGAUUCAGCACAUUCUCUGCACAGGAAACCUUUGCACCAAAGAGAGUUAUGACUAUCUCAAGACUCUGGCUGGUGAUGUUCAUAUUGUGAGAGGAGAUUUUGAUGAGAAUCUGAAUUAUCCAGAACAGAAAGUUGUGACUGUUGGACAGUUCAAAAUUGGUUUGAUCCAUGGACAUCAAGUUAUUCCAUGGGGAGAUAUGGCCAGCUUAGCCCUGUUGCAGAGGCAGUUUGAUGUGGACAUUCUUAUCUCAGGACACACACACAAAUUUGAAGCAUUUGAGCAUGAAAAUAAAUUCUACAUUAACCCAGGUUCUGCCACUGGAGCAUAUAAUGCCUUGGAAACAAACAUUAUUCCAUCAUUUGUGUUAAUGGAUAUCCAGGCUUCUACAGUGGUCACUUACGUGUAUCAGCUCAUUGGAGAUGAUGUGAAAGUAGAAAGGAUCGAAUACAAAAAAUCUUAAAGCCAGCCCUGUCUUGAUGAUUUUACUGGGUGUCUUUUUUUUGGUUGUUGUUCAUUCCUUUGUUCAAAUCAAGUAAUUAAACAUUUAAGAGCCACAGAAUUGUAUCACUUUUAUAAUAUUUUACAGUAAAAUAUACCAUCUUCUUUGUUAAUACAUUAUUGCUCUAAGCUUCUUCUAAACUAUAAGAAUAUAUUUAGUUUACAGUAUAUGGCUUCUAUGAAAAAAUGUCCACCACACAGUAAAUGGUCAUGUGAUGAAAAAAAUUUAUCCUUGUAAAUAUCCUCAUAGUUGAUAUUUGGAACUUUAUUCUAAAAGAAGUGCAUGAGGAGAAAGAAUCUAGACUUUCUUGUAUACAUUUUUCUUUUCUCCAAUAAUAAACAUUUACUUUACAUUUAUA